AUGGUGUCUACGAGUUGUCUAACUUGCAUUGCCUCAACUACAUUAUUAUUACUAUUAGCACAUACAGCGUACGUAACGAUAAGAACAAUGCAACCGAAUAAGUUAAAAAUACUGAUGAUCGGUCCGUCAGAGAGUGGUAAAACACAUAUAGCUAACUUCAUUUCCGACUCAAUAAACAUAGAAGAAGCAGACACCCCUCGGCCAACCCAAGGAGUCAGAAUUGUCGAAUUUGAACUUUCUAAUCUGAACGUUAAUGGUAAAACUACAAACAUUGACAUUGAACUUUGGGAUUGUAGCGGAGACCACAGGUUUGAAUCGUGCUGGCCUGCACUUAGACUUGGAGUACAAGGAGUUAUUUUGGUAUGUUCGCCGAACACUGCACAGACUGCAUCUAGGGAAAUGGAACUCUUUUACAACUACUUUGUAUCUCAGCCAAAACUGUCUGCAAAGCAGUGCGUGCUCUUCUACAAUUGUACUGAAGAUCGAGAUGAUCAACAAGAAAUGGUCUCACUAAAUCUUUCCCACACAUUUUCAAAAGUUUCUCAAGUGACCAUAAAUUUGAAAACUGGUGGCUCUCGCUUAAAAAUAGACUUCUCUAAUUAUAUUACCUCCAUUCUCCAAUCAAUAAAUAAAGACAACUGA
This is a messenger RNA of Arctia plantaginis, 642 nucleotides long. The record is from the annotation of a GenBank genome assembly. Lineage: Eukaryota; Metazoa; Arthropoda; Insecta; Lepidoptera; Erebidae.